Molecule: messenger RNA, 252 nt
Organism: Peronospora belbahrii
Lineage: Eukaryota; Oomycota; Peronosporomycetes; Peronosporales; Peronosporaceae
Source: the annotation of a GenBank genome assembly
AUGAAAGUACAAAGCCUGCGCAAUCCGAAGCUUUCGGAAAGCGAACUGAAGAUGGAAACGGUGAGGCCCAAUUGGAUGGGGAUCAACUUUAUCAGCGACUUUGAUUUAAAAAUCUCUGAAUGCGAGCUGAGAAAUGCUGCCAAUGAGGUGGCGCGACUGAUAGCUGAGCUGAAGCGUUGCAAAACUCGCCUUGAUCACUUGAAGAAGGAGAUGAUCGCAGCACAAGCAGAGCGCGACUACCUGGGGCUAUAG